AUGUUUUGUGUGUGGUUGCUGGUUGCCUUCUCGCUCUCAUGGCCGUCCCUUGCCCUGAACAGCGGCGACUAUAUGGGAAAGCUUCCUGCUAUGGGCUGGAACCCCUGGAACACCUAUGGUUGCAAUAUUAGCGAGGAGAUACUGCUCAGCACAGCCGAGCAACUAAUCAAUCUCGGCCUUCUAAAAGCAGGCUAUAAUUACGUUAACAUCGACGAUUGUUGGUCUGUCAAAAGUGGCCGGGACAAUGUCACCCAACAAAUAAUCCCUGAUCCAGCCAACUUUCCUAAUGGAAUCAGUGAAGUAGCCAGUACUCUCCAUAGUCAGGGAUUGAAGUUAGGCAUCUACAGCAGUGCAGGAACCACUACCUGUGCUGGGUAUCCAGCUAGUCUAGGGUAUGAGGACAUCGACGCCGCCACCUUCGCAUCAUGGGGGGUUGACUAUCUGAAGUAUGACAAUUGCGGUGUUCCUUCGAACUGGACUGAUCAGUACAAUUCUUGUACCGACCGCUGGACAGACAUGCAAAAUGAUACCUGUAUUGGCCUCACGAACCCAGCGCCUCCAGGAUAUGAUUGGUCCAAGUCAUUGACAGCAGUACGAUACGGUCGGAUGAAGGAUGCGCUACAAAGGCAGAACCACUCCAUCCUCUAUGCUUUGUGCCCCUGGGGUUUUGCCGAGGUCCAAACCUGGGCAACAGGAGUCGGGGCAUCCUUUCGUAUGAGCAAGGAUAUAAAAGCGAGCUGGGACUAUGUGCUGCUUAUUCUCAACGAGAACUCAUUUCUCAUGAACUAUAAUGAUUUCGGCAUUCAUUCAGACGCUGAUAUGCUAGAGGUCGGAAAUAACGGUCUUACUUUCCCUGAGCAGCGUUCGCACUUCGCACUUUGGGCACUGAUGAAGUCACCACUCAUUAUUGGUUCGAAAUUGUCCAACCUAAGCGCUGACCAAUUGUCAUUGCUUACGAACCCCUACUUAUUGGCAUUCAACCAGGACCCUGUUUACGGGAAGUCAGCUGCUCCUUUCAAAUGGGGCACUAAUCCAGACUGGAGUUAUAAUGCUAGCUUUCCGGCUGAAUACUGGGCGGGAGAAAGCCAGCAAGGAAUGUUUGUUGCUCUCCUUAACACGGCCAGUACCGCCAAGAAUAAGACAGCUCUCUUUUCAGAGAUUCCGGGUCUUCAACAGCACAGGUAUGGAAUUAUUGAUGUUUGGACAGGACACUAUUUGGGCUGCUUCCUGCAUGACUAUACAACGUCAGUAGAGCCUCAUGAUAUAGCGGUUCUAAUUUUCACGAAUUGCCAGAAAUAA
Molecule: messenger RNA, 1299 nt
Organism: Aspergillus welwitschiae
Lineage: Eukaryota; Fungi; Ascomycota; Eurotiomycetes; Eurotiales; Aspergillaceae
Product: glycoside hydrolase family 27 protein
Exons: 4
Coding region: 1-1299 (432 amino acids)
Biological process (GO): carbohydrate metabolic process
Molecular function (GO): hydrolase activity, hydrolyzing O-glycosyl compounds
Source: RefSeq, a predicted model, not a curated record